Molecule: messenger RNA, 2723 nt
Organism: Vanessa atalanta (red admiral)
Lineage: Eukaryota; Metazoa; Arthropoda; Insecta; Lepidoptera; Nymphalidae
Exons: 2
Coding region: 278-1849 (523 amino acids)
Biological process (GO): SCF-dependent proteasomal ubiquitin-dependent protein catabolic process
Cellular component (GO): SCF ubiquitin ligase complex
Source: RefSeq, a predicted model, not a curated record
GGAUAAAAAUAGACAUGUUACAUAUUGUGUUAUUCGGUCUAUGCGUUCGUUUUAUAUUUUUCGUGUGUCCAUUGACAAAAUUGAAUUUCAAUAUAAAGCAUUAAACUACGGGGAAUGAAGUAUUGUGACCAGUUUUAGUGAAUUAAAAGUCAUACUUAUCAAUUGCUAUCGAUUUAUUUUUAUAAACUUAUAUAAACAUAGGAAUAGUUAAAUAUCUAUUGGAGAAUUGUUUCAAUUUCUGCGCAUUACAGUUCUGAAGGAAUUUCAAAGUUUCAUCAUGACGCGAUACAAAGAACCGAAACAACUAGAAUGUCUGGCAUUAAUAAAACUUGGAGAGUGGAUAGCAAACCAAGCGGAAACAAAUAUGAAUCCAAUUGCUUUACUGGCACAGCAAAAUCCGAACACAGCUCAAACUACAUUAAACCAAAAAAUCGAAAAUAUACGUCGCUAUUUAGAUUUUUAUGUCCCGUGGAUGCUUUACGACAAAUUAGCAAAUGAAGCUAUUAAAGCUCUGUCUGAACUUUCAGAAAGAAUGAAACAUUCGUUGGGAUUUCGGGGGUCAAUGGGAAAAUUCGUCAGUCAAAUGAAUGUAAUUGUAAAAAUGACUGAGGUGUUAUUUACGAAAAAUGUUACAUACGUUUCUAUUGAUACAAUACCAAAAAUGAUGCGUUCUGUUUUCUACUCAAAGCUAAAUAUGUUGUCUGGACUUGUUUACUUAAAUUUGGGUUCUCUUUCUGGUGGCUGGAAAACUGCAGAUAUGGAGGAAUCUAUUAUCCGGGCCUUAAAGCAACUUCAUUGUCUUAAAUAUUUAUUUAUAAAUUAUGAUUGUACAGAUAAUAUAUUAAAAUGUAUAGUAGAAAACUGCACUAAAAUAAAGAAAUUAGACUUGUCUUGUUCAAAAUGCAUCACAAACGAGAGUAUCAAUAUCAUAAGUAAGUUAAAAUCUUUAAAGAGCAUUCAGUUAUAUCACACAUUUGUUACUUGGGAGGGAUAUGUAAACUUGUUGAUUAAUUGUCAACAUUUAGAAGACAUAGGCCGCUGUGAUGAAAUUGGUAAAGUACUGGAAUUUAUCCACAUUAACUGUCCUGAAACUUGUCCGCUUAAUCUAAAAAUUUACGUUAGUAAAUAUGCUACAAGUCAUCACUUACAAUUAGCUGUACAAAUGUGUCCUUAUAUCAGUGUAAUGACUGUUUUUCAUAAUACUUUACAAAGUGAUUUAAUGGUAUUAAUAAGUUUAAAAGAUUUGUAUGAUUUAAAACUCUUAUCGUGCGAUUUUUAUGCCGAUCAAAUAAAACAAGUGCUUCAAGUUAAAGGAUGUAAUUUAUUAAAGUUACAUCUUGAACACGUAGAUCAAAUUGAUUUGAAUGCUCUUAUGUAUAUAAGUCAGAUGUGCCCUUUACUUGAAACUUUGACUUUCUAUAAUUGCACUUUAAUUCAACAUACUUCUCUAUUUACAAAAAAAUUAGAAAUUUUGCCGUUUAGAAACAUAAAAAAAUUAACUUGUGUAUCGAGUUUUACAGAUGAACAAUUGAUGUUUUUGUUGACAAAUUGUAUAAACGUAGAAUUCAUUCAAAUAGGAACAGCUACUCAAUUGACUGAUGAAUUUGUAGUAAAGCUAUUAGAUAAAAACCCACUAAUAUACUUAAAAGAGUUACGCAUAAUGCAAUCAGAUUUUUUAACUAUGCUGUCUAUAGAAAGAAUAAUACAGAGUUGUAUGAACUUAGAAAUAUUAGUUGAAUUAGAAAGUUGGUCCAUAUUAUCGGACAGUGAUCGAGAAUACAUACGAAACUAUAUAAAAAUAAAUAAUUACAACGUAGAUACAUCUCCUAUUCGUCGUUAUGAUGCAUGAAUAGAAAAUAACGAAUUAACUUUUAUAAUAAAAAUUUGAAAGUUAAGCAGAAUGUUUUUGUAUUAUUAGUAUCUAAUUACCCAUUACUGUUUCUAUUGUGACAGCGAUUUUUGUUAAUAGGUCAGUUUUUUUCAUUAUUUAUUUUUUCUUAUAAUACUUUAUUUUUUUUGUAAUGAAGUAUACAUUAAGCCAUAAAGAAUAUAAUAUUGGUACCCAUGUCGUUUUAUUACGUUUUAUUAAUAUUAUAGAGUCUGUUGAUGUGAUGGUAUUGUAUUCAUGAUAUUGAUAUAAACUUAAAAACCUCAGUAAAUGUAUUCUUUUAUGAAUACUAGCGUGGGUACAAUUGUAGCAUUCCUAAGACUUAUGUUAGAUUAAAACAAUUUGAGUCAUAAAAAACAAUUAUUUUCUCAAUACAAAUUGAUGCAUACUGUUUGCUUGAGGAGACGCCCGCCGUGGGCAAGGAAACUUCGAUGCAAGUACCUGGCUUGACUAGGAUUAAGCAGAACGACCACGAUGAUGGAAUACUGUUAUACUAAAUAUCCUUAAAGUAUAAUUCAUUUAAAAGAAUGUCAAAUGUCGUAAUUAUUAACUGUGCGUUUCAAAAAAUAAAUCUUCCGGAUUUACGACCGUUAUCUGACUAAAAAAAAAAGAUUCGAGAAAGAGUAAAGUAUACCUAUUUAAAAAAUUGUUGAAGAGAGGAAGUGUGAAUAUACUAACUACUACUGACUUUGUAUUAGAAUACAUGUUUAUAAAACGGCUCGAGAUCAAAAUUCACUCGAUCUUAGAAAAUGUACCUACAGUGGCGCUACAUAUCUUAAGAAGGUUCUGUAUCAUUACAUGUAAGUAUAAUUAUUAUUUUUUAUCUAACUGAAUG